Messenger RNA from Sodiomyces alkalinus F11, 1443 nucleotides. RefSeq names its product RecQ family ATP-dependent DNA helicase. NCBI's taxonomy places the organism in Eukaryota, Fungi, Ascomycota, Sordariomycetes, Glomerellales, Plectosphaerellaceae. Gene Ontology annotation, cellular component: cytoplasm; chromosome. The transcript has 4 exons. Bases 1 to 1443 code for a protein of 480 amino acids. The record is from RefSeq and is a predicted model, not a curated record. Gene Ontology annotation, molecular function: ATP binding; 3'-5' DNA helicase activity; four-way junction helicase activity. Gene Ontology annotation, biological process: double-strand break repair via homologous recombination.
AUGCCUCCCCUCAGUCGAAGCAACUCGUGUGUGGAUAUCGACUACACACUACGCCGCCAGUUUAAUAAGCGUGAAUUUAGACCACAACAGAGGGAGAUCAUUACGGCUGCCCUCGAUGGUAAGGAUGUCUUCGUGCAAGCAGCAACGUCCUUUGGCAAGAGCCUUUGCUUCCAGCUUCCAGCUUGCAUUGACCAUGGCAUUACCAUUGUCGUGUCACCGCUUCUCAGUCUUAUGAUGAACCAGGUGGAACAGCUCCGAGCCGCCGGCAUCGACGCCAGUUCCCUCAACAGCAACACCCUACCGCAGGAGAGGGAUCGCAUCAACAAGGACCUAGCCACAGGCCAUCCCCGCACGAGGCUCCUCUACGUGACCCCCGAGCUCUGCUCCCUCGACGGAUUCCGCAACAGGCUGAAAUUGGUCUACGAUCAAUGCGAGCUGACCCGGGUGGCCAUCGACGAGGCCCACUGCAUUUCGGAAUGGGGCCACGACUUCCGCAAGGACUUCAAGCGGCUAUCCUGGUUCCGCGAGACAUUCCCCGACGUGCCCAUCAUGUGCCUAACAGCCACGGCGAACCCGCUCGUGCGGGACGACAUCCUGUCCACCCUCGGGCUCUCCGCCACGCCCGAACGGCUGCGGAGCUUCGUCAUGACGGCGCACCGGCCCAAUCUGCACCUCGAAAUCCGGUACACCAAGGACCAGGAAGACAGCCGGCUCUCGGAUUUCUUAGCCUGGAUCCGCGGCGUCCACGCGAGGCGCACGGCAGGACCGCGCAAGACGGAGCUCGCGGCCCAGGGCGAGCGGCCCGACAACGUCCCGGGCAUCAUCUACACCAUCUCGCGGGACGAGUGCGAGUCGCUGGCGCACCAGCUCGCGCAGGAAGGCAUCGGCGCGCGGCCCUUCCACGCCAAGCUGUCCAAGGAGGCGAAAGAGCAGACGCUGGCGCGCUGGGUGGCCAACGAGCCGGGCUACGACAUCAUCGUGGCGACGACGGCGUUCGGCAUGGGCAUCGACAAGGAGAACGUCCGCUUCGUGGUGCACUGGCGCCUGCCCAAGUCGUUCGAAGGGUACUACCAGGAGGCCGGGCGGGCGGGGCGCGACGGCCACGCGAGCUACUGUUUCCUGUACUACAGCCGCGAGGACCUCCAGCGGGUGCAGGGCAUGGUGCGGCGGGGCGCGGCCCGCGAGGGGACGGCGGCUAGCUGCGAGGCUCAGCUCCGGAGCCUGCAGGCGCUGGCGCUGUAUUGCGAGGACGUGACUCGGUGCCGGCACGCGCAGAUCUGUCGCUAUUUUGGCGAGGCGGACACGCCGCACUGCGAUUUCGCCUGCGAUUGGCACAAGGAUGCGCAGGACCUUUUGCGGCGGCAGAGGAGGGGGUUGGCCGACGAGGAAUGGGUCAGUACGCAGGCCGAGUAUGGACUGUACGACGGCUAUUACGACGAGUGA